CCAACAGAUGUCACGAUGGCACUGGCCAAGUUGCAUGCUUUUCGCUUGUGGCGUUUGAACAGAAUCAGAAUUCCGCUGAGUUCAGUGCUGACUGAUCGUUUUAUUAAUUUCGUAAGUCCAUUAAGCAGUGAACAUUCGAGAUUGAACAUGUCUUAUACUACCCUGGAGCGUGGUGCACCGAAUACCACAGAUUUCAGAAUAUACUUCAAAAAAGAUGACACGUUCAUUUCUCCGAUGCACGACAUUCCUCUCUACGCCGAUGAGGCGAACAAGGUAUUCCACAUGGUUGUGGAGGUACCACGAUGGACAAAUGCAAAAAUGGAAAUUAAUCUGAAAGAGACUCUCAAUCCUAUUAAACAAGAUAUGAAAAAUGGAAAGCUACGUUUUGUUGCCAACUGUUUCCCUCACCACGGCUACAUCUGGAAUUAUGGUGCUUUACCGCAGACGUGGGAAAACCCCGAAAUUUUGGAUGAAGCAACUGGUUUCAAAGGAGACAAUGACCCCAUUGAUGUCCUUGAGAUUGGCUACAGGAUUGCAAAACGAGGGGAAGUUCUCAAGGUUAAAGUUUUGGGAACUGUGGCUCUGAUCGAUGAAGGUGAAACCGACUGGAAGAUCAUUGUGAUUGACGUCAACGAUCCUCUUGCUGACCAGAUGAACGAUAUUUCUGACAUCGAGAAACACUACCCCGGCCUUCUGAAGGCGACAGUCGAGUGGUUCAAGAUCUAUAAAAUUCCUGACGGAAAACCCGAGAAUCAAUUCGCGUUCAAUGGUGACGCGAAGCCACGUGAUUUUGCGCUGAAUAUCGUUGGCGAGGUACAUGAGCACUGGAAGAAUCUCAUCAAGCGGGAAACCCCACCCACUGGAAUUUCCUGUGCUAAUGGUACGGUCCAGGACUGCAAGUUCAAAAUCGAUGCUGCUGCCGCUGAGGAAGUCUACAAGCAGUCACCAGAAUGUGCUGAAGGCUCUCCCAUCGAUCCAAUAGUCGAUAAAUGGCACUACGUGCACCUCAAAUGAAGCCAAGGCCCACUCAAGGCUGUGAGAGAUGGACAAAUGGGUUCGAAGCUAUGAAUUUUCUUUUCAUAAUAUUCCACAGUGGGUACAGCAACCAAUAUUCCUCCAAUUGUUUCUACAUUCUUUCUCCUCUUUCAAGGACUGCAGCUUUAUCAAUUUUUAUUAUCUCGCAUUACAUAUCGAUAGAUAAUUUCGAAAGAUAUCGAGGAAAACGGAUCCAGUGAAAUUGCACAAUAGAUCCUGAUCCCAUACAGGUUAAGAAGCAUGAUUGUCCAUUACUCCUGAAGGUUGUAUAGCAAAUAAAAGGACUUUUAUAGUUA
This is a messenger RNA of Diachasmimorpha longicaudata, 1331 nucleotides long. RefSeq names its product inorganic pyrophosphatase (gene Nurf-38). The record is from RefSeq and is a predicted model, not a curated record. The transcript has 7 exons. The coding region runs from base 16 to 1014 and encodes 332 amino acids. Gene Ontology annotation, cellular component: cytoplasm. Gene Ontology annotation, biological process: phosphate-containing compound metabolic process. Gene Ontology annotation, molecular function: magnesium ion binding; inorganic diphosphate phosphatase activity. NCBI's taxonomy places the organism in Eukaryota, Metazoa, Arthropoda, Insecta, Hymenoptera, Braconidae.